Haplochromis burtoni (Burton's mouthbrooder) is the source of this 3986-nucleotide messenger RNA. Its product is annotated as mucin-5AC. Lineage: Eukaryota; Metazoa; Chordata; Actinopteri; Cichliformes; Cichlidae. The record is from RefSeq and is a predicted model, not a curated record. Gene Ontology annotation, cellular component: extracellular matrix. The annotation marks the transcript as partial. The transcript is spliced from 30 exons. Gene Ontology annotation, molecular function: protein binding.
CGUCUGUAGUGUUAGUCCUCCUGACCAACAUGGGGGCCAAAGGGCUUGAAUUGAUAUCAUGGCUCAUCUAUUUGACGCUGAUAGUCGACUCACUUACUCAGAAUGUGACCACUGCUCCUUCUACAAACACACUGACCAUGACUUCAGCUAAUGCAUCCCACAUUGGCCGAGUGUGCACAACUUGGGGAUACUAUCACUUCAAAACCUUUGAUGGAGAUUUCUUCCAGCUGAAUUCGAGUUGUAACCAUGUCCUUGCAAUACAAUGCAAGGGCAGCUAUGAAAGCUUUAAUAUCCAGAUGCGGCGGCGCUUAGUCAACAACAUCCCCACAAUCAGCAAAAUCAUCAUGAUGCUGGAAGGAUCUGAGGUGGAGCUCUCUAACAACUCAGUGCUUGUCAAUGGCAAGAUGGAAUCUCUUCCAUUCAGUAAAUCAGGCGUGACUGUCAAGGGGACCGCAUCUAGUAUCUCUGUUGAAGCUAAUCUGGGAAUAAAGGCAAUCUGGAACCUGGACGACUCCCUUGAUAUUGAAAUAGAUGAGAAAUAUCGGACUCAGACAUGUGGACUGUGUGGAAACUUUGAUGGCAUAUCCAAUGAAUUCCUGAAUGAUGGAACCCCAGUGUCUGUGGUGGACUAUGCUGAGACCUGGAAGAUAAAUGGCCCCACAGAGUACUGUGAGGAGACUGACAUCAACCCAGUCCCGAGCUGUGGUGAUAAGCAAUUCUGUGACCAGACUUUCUCCAGUGAUCCCUUUGUUGAUUGCCAAAACAUUCUUGACGUGGAAUCCUUUAGUAAAGCCUGUAUGGUGGACACGUGCAACUCUACAGACAACACUACUUUUGUCCUCUGCAAAACACUUUCAGAGUUCUCCAGACAGUGCAUCCAUGCAGGUGGCAAACCCCAAGAAUGGAGGAACGAUACAUUUUGCUACAAGAAAUGUCCAUACAACAUGGUGUUCUUGGAAUGUAGCAGUUCAUGUCCUGACAGCUGUUCCACCCCUCAGGCCAGCCAGACAUGUGACAGCCAUUGUCAUGAUGGCUGCAGCUGCCCUGCUGGGAUGGUCUUUGAUGACAUUGGUAACAGCGGAUGUAUCGCAGUCUCUCAGUGUCCAUGUCUGCACAACAACGAAAUCUACAUGCCAGGAGAGUCCUACUCGCACCACUGUGGAUCCUGUGUAUGUGAAAGCGGUCAGUGGAGUUGUACAGAGACAAACUGUCCAGGAAUCUGUUCUGUCAAAGGAGGGGCUCAUGUUAACACCUUUGAUGGAAAAGUCUACACAUUUCAUGGCGAUUGCUCCUAUGUUCUAGCUAAGGACAGUAAUGGUUUGUCCUACACUGUGCUGGUGGAUCUGGUCAAGUGCGGGCUAAGUGACACAAAGACUUGCCUCAGAACUGUAACUUUGGCCUUAGGCAGCAAUUCUGUGGUUGUUAAAGUUCAGGCAUCUGGGCAGGUCUAUGUGAACCAGAUUAAUUCUCAGCUUCCACUGUUUACAGCUGAUCUGAGAGUCUUUAAGCCAUCUUCCUUCUACAUCCUUGUAAGCACCACGGUGGGCAUACAACUGAUGAUUCAGCUGUCUCCCAUAAUGCAGGUGUUCAUUUCAGCUGACAGGUCCCUCACAGGAACCACCUCUGGUUUAUGUGGAAACUUCAACGACAUCAUGAGUGACGACUUUAGAGUGACAAGUGGGCUGGUGGAAGGCACUGCUGCUGCAUUUGCAAAUGCAUGGAAAACCAGAGCCAGCUGCCCAGACAUUAUAUCACAUUUUGGAGACCCUUGUAACAACAACAUCCUCACAGAGAAAUAUGCUGAUUUCUGGUGCUCCAAAUUAACUGAUCCCGAGGGAGUGUUUGCUCCCUGCCACGCUGUCGUUAGCCCCAGCACAUAUAAAGAUAACUGUAUGUAUGACACCUGUAACUGUGAAAAAAGUGAGGACUGCAUGUGUGCUGCAGUUUCCUCAUAUGUCUAUGCCUGCUCAGCAGCAGGAGUCCACAUCAGUGGCUGGAGGAAAACCAUCUGUGAGACAUUCAGCACAUCAUGUGCAGCAGAAACUGUGUAUAACUACAACAUGACCAGCUGUGGGCGUACCUGCCGUUCCCUCGGCCAGACUGACUACUCUUGUCAGGUCAACUUCACCACAGUGGAUGGCUGUGGCUGUUCUGAAGGAACUUACAUGAAUGAGGAAGGCCAGUGUGUAGCCCGUGAAAGCUGUCCCUGCUAUGCUGAAGGCAUUAUUGUUCCUCCUGGACAGACUAUCAGUAAAGAUGGCAGCACAUGUGUCUGCAGACAAGGCAUUCUCAGCUGCUCUGGAGGAACACAGCUACUAAGUUUACCAUUAGGUUCACCACAAUGCGAAUAUCCCAUGGUGUACUUUGACUGCUCCACUGCUCAACCUGGGGCUACUGGCACUGAAUGUCAAAAGAGCUGCAGCACCGCUGACAUGGCUUGUAUCCACACAGGCUGUACAUCAGGCUGCAUAUGCCCAGAUGGGCUGUUGUCAGAUGGAGCAGGAGGCUGCGUCAAUGAGACCAGCUGUCCAUGUGUGCACAAUGGACAAGUCUACCAGCCUGGAGAGACACUGACAGUGGAUUGCAAUACCUGUUCCUGCAGUGGAAGGAAGUUCACAUGUACCAACGAGACGUGUGAUGCUGUUUGUGGAAUCUAUGGAGAUGGUCACUACGUCACCUUUGACGAUAAGAGGUUCGACUUCAGUGGACAGUGCGAAUACACACUUCUACAAGACUUCUGUGGCACCUAUAAUGGCAAUGGAAGCUUCAGAAUUAUUACUGAAAAUGUUCCAUGUGGAACAACAGGAACCACCUGUUCUAAGACCAUCAAGAUCUUCUUGGGGGAUAAUGAAUUCCAGCUCAAAGAUGACAAUUUACAAGUGGUAAAGGGCACUAUCCAGGCGCUUCAGGUACAAAAAAUGGGCAUUUACAUAGUGGUGACAAUCAAGCCUGGACUUGUUCUCAUGUGGGACCAGAAGACCAGUCUUUUCAUUACAAUCAGUCCACAGUUCCAGGGUCAGGUCUGUGGUCUGUGUGGAAACUAUGAUGGUAACAGUAAGAAUGACUUCACCACACGCUCCCAGGAAAUAGUAGCAGAUGUUCUACAAUUUGGUAACAGCUGGAAAGUUUCAUCUAGUUGCCCCAGUGCAGAGCUAAUCAGUGAUCCCUGUGCCUCAAAUCGCUACCGGGCAGCCUGGUCUCAAAAACAGUGCAGUAUCAUCACAAGUGUCACCUUCCAGAGCUGUCAUUCAAAGGUUGACCCUGGUCCAUAUUUUGAUUCCUGUGUGAGAGACUCCUGUGCUUGUGACACUGGUGGGGACUGCGAAUGUCUCUGUACUGCGGUGGCUGCAUAUGCUAAAGCCUGUAAUGAAGCUGGGACCUGCAUUGCAUGGAGGACUCCAAAGUUUUGUCCUAUUUUCUGUGACUACUAUAAUUCACCUGGUGAAUGUGAGUGGCACUAUAAGCCUUGUGGAGCUAAUUGCAUGAAAACAUGUAGGAAUCCAUCUGGAAACUGCUCGUCACUCAUCACCAACCUGGAAGGCUGCUAUCCACAGUGUCCCCCGAACCAACCCUACUUUGAUGAAGACACUAUGAAGUGCGUUUCCGGGGACCAGUGUGGAUGUUAUGAUGACCAAGGCAACCAUUACAACAUUGGUGAAAAGGUUCCAUCAGAGAACUGCUACACCUGCUUAUGUACAAUGUCGGGGAUACAAUGUAACUACAGUGUUAACUAUUGUACAUGUCUCAUUAAUGGAAAAAUGUACAACUAUGGGGACAAUAUCUACAACACAACUGAUGGCCUAGGAAACUGCAUCACAGCUGAGUGUGCAGAGAAUGGAAUUGUAACAAGGAGCAUAUACCCCUGCUUUAUUACCACAACAGCUGGGCCAACAACAACAACUCCAUUUACGUUUAGUACAAUACUAAACACCACUUCAGUUAUUAGUACUACAUCUCCAUUAAAUACUACAUUUGAAUUUGAAACC